AUGGCAGACUCAGCUUCUGAAUAUGUGACCCUAAUUUCACAUGAUGAUUAUGAAUUCAUCAUCCCCCGCAGUGCAGCUUGCAUCUCAGGCACCAUUCGACGCAUGCUGGAUCCUUCGAGCAAAUUCUCCGAGGGUCUGACCGGCCGCUGUAAACUGGAUGACAUGUCCGGCGUUGUCCUCGAGAAAGUCUGCGAAUACUUCUGCUAUCAUGAAAAACACAAGGACCAGACCAAUGUCCCAGAUAUGGACAUUCCACCUGAGCUAUGCUUAGAACUUUUGAUGGCCGCCGAUUACUUGGACACUUGA
Messenger RNA from Penicillium salamii, 306 nucleotides. Lineage: Eukaryota; Fungi; Ascomycota; Eurotiomycetes; Eurotiales; Aspergillaceae. The record is from the annotation of a GenBank genome assembly.